This is a messenger RNA of Sceloporus undulatus (fence lizard), 4822 nucleotides long. RefSeq names its product kinesin-like protein KIF20A. Gene Ontology annotation, molecular function: ATP binding; microtubule binding; plus-end-directed microtubule motor activity. Gene Ontology annotation, cellular component: spindle microtubule; nucleus. The record is from RefSeq and is a predicted model, not a curated record. Lineage: Eukaryota; Metazoa; Chordata; Lepidosauria; Squamata; Phrynosomatidae. The transcript has 17 exons. Gene Ontology annotation, biological process: mitotic spindle assembly; microtubule-based movement. Bases 1824 to 4355 code for a protein of 843 amino acids.
CUUAGGAUUGCAAUAAGUCAGAAAUUACUUGAAAAUAUACACAACAACAACAACGGGAGUAUCCAGGAUCUUCCACAAGCAGAAGAACAGCAUAAGUAACAAACUGCAACAGGCAAUCCUUCCCACCCACUGCAUGCAUAUGCUGCUGUAGGAAGUAGAGAGGAUAGUCAUCAAGUGUAUGCCUCGAACUGGUUUUUUCUUUGUUGCCUGACUCCCAUGGGUCCUACUCCACUAGAUAUUCCUGAUGUAUACACACCCACAGCCCAAUUCUGGUCACAUUUACUCCAAAGUAGCUACCACUAUGCUUAGUUGCGUGUCUCCAAAUUGUGUCUGACAUAUAGCAACCUUUUCAUGGGGUUUUCUUGGCAAAAUUUGUUCAGAGGGGUUUUUGUCAUUGCCUUCCUUUGAGGCUGAGAGAGUAUGACUUGCCCAAGGCCACCCAAUGGUUUUCCAUGGCAGAGGGUGGAUUUGAAGCAUGAUCUCAAGAGUUGUAGUACAAAACUCAAACGACUAAACCACACUGACCCUCAUACUCUCAGUUAAAUGUGCACAAGUUCUCCAUUCUACAGCUUAAUCCUCUUAAUGUUUACUCAGAUGUAAGUGCAACUGAAUUCAAUGUAAACAUCAAGUUUUCAGCAGGGACUUUUCUUUCCAGCUGUUUUCAGUGGAUCAUUUCACUCUGGAAAGAUAGCUACUUCCAAUGGCAGCUUUGCUUCAUAUUAUUAGUUUUCUCCAUUAUUGGUUGGGUGGAGCUGAGGUCUUUGAACUGACUGGGUGCCCUUCUGAAUCAUUUGGAGGAUGAUGUGAGUUAAUUGAUGGAGCUAAGUACUGGAUUUCCUAGCCUAUAAAACUUCAGAGGGUGGGGCAUAAUAGUAUUUCCUGGAGCAGUAGAAAAAGGCAAAGAUUUUAUUUGUUUAAACGGAAAAAACGGAUAAGAAAUAAUAGUCAUUGUUUUUAGAGGAAUCUUAGGUAAGUAAGAAGAAAGGUUUCUAAGUGCAUAAUAGAAAAAAAUAGAUAAAGGAUGUGUCUAAAGGUAAGAAUGAAGAAGCAUCAGGAUAAUGUGUAGGAAAUAAAGAAGUAGCGAGUUUACAGGUUGGCUAGCUGGUUUAAUUCAGUAGAGCUUAUUUUGAAGUAAUUCUGCAUAUGAUUACAGCCAGUAAAUUUGUUUUGCAUAAUAUUAUUUGGAUCUUAGCUCUGCAGAGGUUCAAGCCAUAAUCAUAGUUGUGAACCUGGAUGUAAAGAAGGGGGAAACUAUGAGUAGAGAAAAAUGGGAAGUAUUCAUAUGUGUAAAGUGUGUGUGUGUGUGUGUGUGUGUAUAGAGGUCAAGAGCAAAUAUAUUUGGGGGGGCACUUUUUAAAAAAGUAAUUGUUUCUUUUCAUAUUCUAGACUAGACUAGUCCCACAUUAAACAGCCUUUUGCCUGAAGAGAACUGGUUGAAGAUGUUUUUAAUGGGCUCAGAAGCUAUAUUCUACCUAUAUUCCCAUUAGUAGUCUGCGAAAACAGAAAAGGCAUUUGUUAGAGAAAUGCCUUUCUUAGAAGUACAUGAGCAGAGUCAUUUUUCUAUGCACUAAACAGGUAUUCCCUCUCAGCCCAUAUCCCAAUUCUGGCAUCAUAUUCUUAUUUUGGAGGCUUGGGUCAGUUGUUUUUUUGAGAUGUACAGCAUUUACAGUUCUGCAGCUGUAAAAUUAACUGCAACUUGCUGAAUGUCAAAGGCUCUGAAUGAACUUAUGAGUAUUGAGACAUUGGGUUGGGUCCAGAGCAGGGUGGCAGAAUUUAGAGCUCAUUGAAAUGAAUACACUUUCCUUCAUUGUAAUUAACUUUUCAUGUUUGGCAAUGGAAGACAAAUGAAACUAGCCGAUUGUAAACUUAUUUACUUGAGUGGAAAAUUAUUUACGGCCUAUUUAAAAAAAAUCCAAAUGAUUGCUGUCUUUUUAAACAUUAGAGCGUGUUUAAAUAUGUCGUGUCUUUCUCCCAUUACAACUAAAAGAAUGACUUGCCAGAAAAAACAUGGAGUACCUGAAGUAGAUAUGUCAGAAUUGAUGUCUCAUGAGAGUUUAGCUUUGCCCAUGGAGUUGUCACAAGCACCUAGUACUGGAGAGCAUCAGGAAAUGGAGGUGAUGUAUCAGCCGCUGAAAGUAUAUUUGAAAGUGCGACCUUUCUCAAAGGCAGAACUUGAAAACAAUGAAAAUCAGGGCUGCUUAAUUAUUGAAAAUCAAGAGACAGUAACUCUUCAAGCACCCAAAGAAUCAGCCACAAUGAGGAACAGUGACAAGAGGAUUGGACAAUCUGCACAUCAGUUCACUUUCACACGAGUUUUUGGACCAGACACUUCUCAAAGUGAAUUUUUUGAAGGUACAAUGAACGAGAUAGUAAAAGGUUACAUCAGUGGGAUGAAUGGGCUUGUGUUUGCCUAUGGUGUCACGAAUGCAGGCAAAAGUUUCACAAUUCAAGGUGGUCCAAAAGAUGGUGGCAUCCUUCCUCGUUCUCUUGAUAUGAUCUUUAACCAUGUCAGAGGAAGGCAAUAUACAAAGAUGAACUUAAAGCCAUGCUUCAGUAAUCUGAUCAAGCAACUAAAUGAUAUGCAGGUGAAACAAGAAGAAUCCCUAAAAGCUGCACUUUUUGCUUCUUUGAAAGAGGAUACAGAAAAUAUGUGGAAGGCUCCCUCAUCUUUGGAUGUAUCUGACUUGGCUUCUAUUAGCUGUAGCUCACCAAAUUUUGCUUCAGAUAAAUUAGAUCCAAAACCUGAACUUGUGCAUUCUGAGCCCUUGGACAAGUGUCAAAGGACCCUGGCAUCUGUAUGGGUUUCUUUCUUUGAAAUAUACAAUGAAUAUGUUUAUGACCUACUGGACUUAAUACCAGCAUUGAAAAAUCAGAAACGCAAAAUUUUAAGGAUCUGUGAGGAUCAAGGAGGAAACUCUUAUGUUAAAGACUUAAAAUGGAUCAACAUAAAGAGUCCUGAUGAGGCUUGUAAAAUACUUAAAAUAGGAAAUAAGAAUAGAAGCUUGGCGUGCACUAGGAUGAAUCAGCAAUCAAGUAGAAGUCACAGCAUAUUUUCUAUCCGCCUGCUCAGCCUGAGUGAUGAGGACAUGCCAAGUAUUCUUGGAGUCUCUGAACUCUCUCUGUGUGACUUGGCUGGGUCAGAACGAUGCCAUAAAGCACAAACCUUUGGGGACAGGCUUAAAGAAGCAGGGAAUAUUAAUAAUUCUCUUCUUAUUCUUGGAAAGUGCAUUGCAGCUCUGAAACAAAAUCAAAAUCCAAAAUUAAGACCAGCCUAUAUUCCCUUCCGAGAGAGUAAACUGACACGCUUAUUUCAACCCUUCUUCUGUGGUAAAGGCAAAGCUUGCAUGAUCGUCAACAUUAACCAGUGUGCCUCUACAUAUGAUGAGACGCUGCAUGUAAUGAAAUUUUCUGCCAUAGCCAAACAAGUUAGUCAAACAUUUCAACACAAAAUGUUUGAUUAUUUCCCAAAAAAACAUUUUGAGAGAGAAAGGAAUUCUUCACUACACUUUGAUGAUGUUUCUAGUGAGCAGCUUCCAGAAGAUACUGACAUUUCCUCCUCUGAAGCAGAAGAAGAAAUAGAUAUUACUAUUAUGAGCCAUGAGGAUCUCUUGAAAACUACCGAGACCCUGAAGGACAAACUCAUUGCAGAAAGACAGAGCAGACUACUGCUUGAAGUGCAGAUACGCAAAGAGAUGGCUGAAGCAAUGUUUCAACAGCUGAUGGAAACGGAAAAAGCAUGGAGUAAACGCUUAGAAGAUUUGAAAGAAAAUUAUGAAGAAAAACUGGAAAGUAAAUUUGAAAUGUACAAGGAGGCCAUAAAGAAGCAUGCAUAUACAUGUGCAAUGGAGCAAAUUGAGGAACAUUAUGUUCCAAUAGAAGAGUUUCUAGCUGAACAAGCAAAGGUUGAGGACAGAGACAUGAAAAUACUACAGAUGAAAUUAAAACUUGAAGAACAAAAUUCCUUGCCUUCCAAAGGUCCUAAUUCAGACUCUACAGAAGGAGUGUUUGAUUCAGAUACUAAAUGCAAGGUGAUGCAGAGAACUUUAGAAGUUUUGGAGAAACAGUGUGAAGAAAAAGAUGAGGAACAAGAAAUCAAAGGCCUCCAAAACUGGGCUGAACAUGGCCAUGAUCUUGAAGCUACAGUAACUCUUCUGCAAGAACAACUAGAAGAAAGCAAAAGGCUCCUAAGCACAGAUGACCUUAAGUACCAGAAAGUCAAGAAGGGCUUCUUUGCAAAUCUGAAAUACACAGUUGCAGAUGUCCCUAACACAUCCAGAAGUAAAGAUCCAGAAAAAUCAGAGAGUUCACCUACUGCUUUAUACAGACUGGCACCAACUCAUAACAUAAAAGAAUAAAAGGGAUUUUUUUUAGGUAUGUUACUGUAGCUACUUCAGGUACUGGACUGAUUUAUCUAUCAUAGUUUUCCCUACACAGGGCAAAUGUAACAAAGCCAGUCAACAUGUAGCCUAACAUGGUGAAAAAUAAAAUGCCAAGUUUUGUUGAAGAAUCCUUGGUUAGUCUGCCACAGAUAUUCCUUUCUGCUCUAUAGUAUUAGAUUAUGUUAGCAUCAAGCACACUUUUUAAUGCACCUUUCUUGUGUUUUUCUUGCACUCUGUCAUGUUUUGGAACUUUUCACUACUAAGAAUGCAGAUAAUGUACAGAUCUUAAAAGGCAAUUAUUUCAGUUGCACAAUUGUUGCAAAACGUGUUAGCAAGCAUGUUACUCUGUUAUUGGACUGAACUGCUUUAUUUGAGAAGGAAUUGACUGGAAAUGUGUAGAACUGCUAUUUGAUAUAUUUCUUAAUAAAAAUUGUUUUCCAAUA